This is a messenger RNA of Linum trigynum, 6042 nucleotides long. Lineage: Eukaryota; Viridiplantae; Streptophyta; Magnoliopsida; Malpighiales; Linaceae. The record is from the annotation of a GenBank genome assembly.
UGCCAUAAAGUCAUACUUCCCACAUUAGUGGCACUUCAAUCUCAUGGAGUCAACUGUCUCAACCGAUGCCCUUUCUGCUGGAGACAUCGAGAAAGCAUUGAUCAUUUAUUCUUCAGAUGCCCCCUAGCCACCAGAUUGUGGACUUUAGUGGGAUUGAGCAACUUUAUUGAGACCGCCCAGACUGUUUACUUUAUUCUACGGUGGCGACAUGUCAUGGUCUCUGAGACCUCCCAAUUCCACAUUCUCCAAUGCGUCUGUUUACUUUGGAGAAUCUGGAAGUCUAGAAAUAAAGUGACCUUCAAAUUUAUCCAACCCCAUGUCUGUUCCCUAGCCAGACAGUUCUACAACCAGGUCCUCAAAUUCUCCAAUCUUCUUCCUCCUCCUCCGCCCCGUAGCUCUCUAAUCCCAAUUCAUCCUGCCACCACUUGGGUCCCUCCACCAGAAGACUUUUUGAAGAUCAACGUAGACGCAGCUGUUUGUGUCACCGGUUGUUCGUCUGGGCUUGUUAUCCAUGGGUCAGACAGGCAUGUGGUGUUGGCGCUCGGGCUCCAACAUCAAGGAAUAAUCUAUCCUUAUCUGGCAGAGCUUCUAGCUUUUAGAUACGUCAUCUCCAUCGUAGCUUCAAGAUCCUUGACCCACAUGAUAGUCGAAGGCGAUUCCGAAGUGGUGGUCUACCAAGUCCGUCAAGGCGUCUUUGAAGUCUCAAUUGGUGGUCUGGUGUUACGAGAGUGUCUUCAGAUCCUUAGCUCUUUGUCUGUUUGUAUAGAGUUUAGGGCGGUGCAUAGAUCCGUCAAUAGUGUUGCCCAUAGAGUGGCGCGUAAAGCACUGCUUUGGUCUCGUGUAGAGCUAGAAUCUUUUGAUUUUUUGGGGUGGCUUCUUUAGAAUCUGUUAGGGGUCCUGGGUAGAAUUGUAAGUUUAACUAUUUUCUUCCAUUGAUAUCACUCAGAAAUAAAAUAAAAAAACACUAAACCACUAGAUUAUGGCCCGACCUCUUGGCCGGGAGAGUUUGAUUCUCAUGUUGUCAUGUAUAAGUGUAGGUAUAUAUUUUUGUUAUGGUUCAUGUUGUUGGGGUUUGAAGUAACUAUUUAGUUUGGUAAGUUCUCCAUUAAUGAUAUAGUAAAGUAUUUGAUGUAUUUGACUAACGAAGUUUUAAAAUUGACGAACAAUGUCCAACUACACUAACAUAAAUACAUAUUUUCAAACGAAGUCAUAUUGAUAUAAAAACGUCAAAGAAGAACAAUGGUAAGAGUUGUUUUACAUCAUACAUGCAUAAUCAAUCUUCAGUAUACGAUAAAAUGUUUCGAUUUUUCCAUUGACUUUAGUGUAUUCAAUGAUAUAAUGGAACAAAGUAUAUGCUUAGAGUGUCCUUAAUAAGAAAGAAACUAAAUCACGCACUCAUAUUUCGAGUGGCAUAUCAUAUAGAAGUCAUUGUGACAUUAAUGUAGUCGAAGCAUGCAGAUCUCCAACUGGCAAGUUCAACUAAUAGAGCAACACAUAAAAAACUAAAUCAAACUGAAAAGAAUGCGAAAACUAAAAGCAACAUACCUAAUAUUUUGGGAAAAUUUGACAACAAUAAAAGUCAUUAUAGCUCGUACUCAAGUUAGAAAGACUUUGAUUUAACAAUAGGUAAACAAUGAUAUAUAGUGCUUAAGCCUUAAGAGGGAAGAUGACACCUUACAUUCUUUUAUCAAUAUGCAUCUUAGUUUCAUGUUUCUCAAAAAAAUGCAUCUUAGUUUCAUAAACUUCAGAACAAAAAAGUACUAAUUCAAUAAUCAAUAUAAGAAUCAAUAUGGACACAAUAUCUAAUCAAGAGAAGAGGAAGUGAAAAAAACACAAAUUGUUGUGUAUAGAUUCUCCUCAUGAUAUUUCAUAGUGAAAAAUAUCAUAAAAAUUAUUAACUGAUAAAAGGGAACGAUAAAGAGGAAAAUGCAUCAAUUUGAACCUAAAAUGAGAGGAACUAAUAUCCUACACCAUCAUACAAUAAUGAUAUAUUAUAUCCCAAAAAAUCAUUAAAAAAAUCUAUCUAAACGAAAAAGUAUACUAAAUUGAAUCCAAUGUAAAAGCAACGAUGAAGAUAUAUAUUAUAUCUACCUAAGGAAUAAUAAAGUAAGCCAUGUUUCUUAGAGACCUCUUUGGAUAGACCCACUAUAUGAUAAAAAACCAUUUCGUCAAACAAUUGUAUCAUAUGAGUUUUACUUAAAAAUUUAAGUGCUUAUAAUUAGCUAUUUCAGCUCAUAAAUGAAUUAAUUAUACCAUUUGGUAUAAAAAAAUUAUAAACUUGAGAGUUAUUUUGCUUGUUUGUAAAUCAUUUGAACUGAAGUAUGAAAGUGCUUUAGAAUUGUUACUUCAUUCAUCAUUAUUACUAUUUUUAUUACAAUGUCUAAGCGUGUCUAGGCGAGCUAGGAGAUAGACAAAUGUCCAAUGACCACCUUACGAUUAACGUGUUGUUGAACCUCAAUAAUUAUAGCAAACUUUGAGAGCAUCUUAUAAAUUUGAUCACUUCUAUUUAAUAUAAUUGAUUACAUCCUAAAACUGAUCAAUCAAGGAGUCUUUCGAUACGAUUUUGGUAAGAUGUCCCCUACUGCACAAUUAGUAUGACUAAAUUGUAAUAAGAUAAUCAUGUAUUGAAUUUUAAUUGAUAGCGCAAAAGAUCGUACUAACUCAAGUAGAGUUUUAGCUACUCAGUAUUUCAUAUUCAUAUGUAGAUAGCUACUUCAAAGAGUUUGAAUAUCGAUUGAGUUUGUUGAACUUUACCUAACAAAACUAUGAUAUCAAUUGCAAGAUAUGAUGCUUUUUCGAGAAAUUGUGAGAAUAUGUUGGAGACAUCAAACCUACCAUGGAUACCGUUGAAUUUAAGUAAUAAGCAACAUUGUAUGAAUCUAUCUAAUUAGAUAAGAAAUAGGACAAACUCAAUCAGUUUAAGGGAGAUGUGCCUCCGAGUAGUUUUUCGAUCACCCUUGCAGGAAGAUUUACGCUCUGAUACAUGUUGCACCUGACCAACAACAUCUGGAAAUCCAAGGAUUCAAUAGUUCAGUACAUACUCAACUGAAAUAGGCCAAGAUAGCCAGAGUUGUUCAAUCUAAUCGGGAGACUAUCCUAAGAACUUCUAGAAGUUAAGGAUGCAUACUAUGGACUGCAGCCUUUAUUAAAACUACAUUGAAUGAUCAAAGUAAGGGUACAGUUCUGGACUCUCUCGAUUCAAUGGAUUGUACCCUCUAUAGCUAACCAAUGUGGUCCUUAUUUAGAUGCCCCUAUGGAUUGGCAAGAAAUACAUGGCUACUUAUCAAAGUGUAUCAAACUACAAACAAAAAGUAUCUCAAGAGGGCUAUUUUUGUGUUUUCAACUGAGAUCUCUUGAAAUAAGAAUUAAGUGCCAUAAUUGGUGAUAAAACCAGGGAAAAAGAGUAUGGGAGAGUAGAACUUCCACCGUAUGAAAUUGAUCAUGGUGGCAAAGCAGAGCAGAGCCAAAUGGACAAAUGAAUUCAUAUAGUUCUGUGAUUGCAAUAUUUUUAUCCAGAAAUCCACUAUUGGCAGAAGAGAAUUGCAAAUUGAAAAGGUCUAGAUCAAGCGUAUCAAUUUUACUUCUAAUUAAGCAAGUUCCACUUCAGCUACGGAUUGAAACCGAAACAUCAAUCGAGCAAUCUUCACAAUUACUCACGACUUCUGAGAUUCUCAGGCUGUCGAAAAAAUCAAAAUGCCAAAGAGAACGAAAGUGACACACACCUGCACGAGUACCGGAAGCAGCAGCUCUAUUGAGCCCUUUCUUCUUGUUUGAUGUUUAUGUUUUACCCCAUGCAUCUUCAUUAUAUUUGCCUAUUUUGCUUAGUUUGUUUGGAGUAGUUUGUCUUACUAAACAGUUGUUGGUUCUGCCUAGCUUCUUUGUUUCUUUAUUAAGGUGUCUGAGCUAUUGAGGCAACAUUCAUCUUUUGCCUCAUCUCUAAAUUGACGUGAAAUCAGGUAAUCAAGGACACUAAUCCAAGAUCUUGAUACUUACUAUCUCAAGGGAACUUGACACUUCCUCUCUGAUUUAUACUUUUGUGUCUACGUUCAAUCAAAAAUAUGUUGCUUGCAGUCCAAUAAGCAAUUUUAUUCUUUAGGCAAUCAUUUUCUCAUCUUCUAAUCUUUAGGAAAUCACUAUAGACAUCAAACCAACUUCACCUACAUUGACCAGAGAAGCGUCGUCUGUUCGUUGCAGUAGCUUGUGAGGAGGAAGCAGCAGGGGUGUUACAACGACGAACCAUCAUAUUUAUAUGGCAGAACAGAGUUAAGGAAAACAUCUAAUAUGUCACCAGUGCUGGGCAACACUCACUCCCCUAGGUGAGGUAAUAGAAAGCCUUUGAGAUAAAAAAAAAAAGGGGGAUUAGACGUUGGAAGGCCCUCACUUACCUGUAAGGGGUUCAACAACAAAGAGCAAUAACUGUAGUUGGAACAUCAAUUGGGAAGCAGGGAAGAAGAUGGAUUUGGGAAUUGGAGGAAAAACCAUUCACUAUAAGAGAAAAGUGUGGGCAAUUGAGGGAACCUGUUGUGGCAAGGCUGGCAGGCGUUGGACGGUGAAAUUGUGACCUAUGCAGCAGAAGUGAAGUAUUGCAGAGGUGAGCCCUUAGUCUUCAAUUACGGAAGGUCGGCAGCGGAACCACAAUGCGGGUCAAAUAGCCAAGGUCUAAUGGGGGACAGGAAACCGAAGCCAAGGCUGCGAUAGGGACAUUGAUCGGCGAGGGAGGGCGCUAUUUCGAGCACGGAUGAUGAAAGGAAUUGAAGGGACGACGGAGUUCGGGGUGUCGUGGCGGAGGCAGGGCAGGGGCCGGGGUCGCUGGUGGGGGAAGUCGUGUGAAUUGAAUCUAUACUAUAUAUUAUGGCAAUUCAAAAGUAACUUCUUGCCACAUAAGCAAUUGGAGAAAUAACAAUCUGCUUAGGUGGAUAUUUUUUUUACUAACAAAAAAAAUAUUAUUGAUCUAUUUAUGAAGCUAUCUCUCUCUCUUCUUUUAGUAUUUAUGCUCACUUUUACUCAACAUUAAUAAUAAGUUACAUUGAGAAUGUAAAUAAAAACAAGCAUAAAUAAUAAUAUAUGUUGACAAUAAAACAAAAUAUAAAGAUGGAAACAAGGAAUGACAUAUAUCGGGUUUGUUUAUACAAAAAAUAUAUGAUUAAAUAUUAUCAAGAAAAUUAUCUAAUCAUUUUAACCAAAAUUUAAUAUUUAGUUACAUUUUGUUGAAAAUUUUAAACAAGGACACAUAAAUAAUAAUAUCUUUGUCUUUUAAAUAAAAUAUAACAACACAAAGAGACAAAUCAAGCGUUUGACAAUCAAUCGACUUUGAAAAAUGAAACAUUUGAAUUUAAAUAUUAAACCUUCUCUUCUUUUAUAAUAUAUAUGUCUACCGGUUAAAAUAAUUAUUAUAUAAAUAAUUAUUUCAUAUAAUAAAAUGAUUGACAGAAUAUAACUUGAUCGAGUAAUAAUAGUUAUUUCUUAAAAGCAUUUCUAUUCAUCCCGAUUAAGUGAAAACAUAUAUUCAUGUUCUAUCUGAAAUUUCUCAAUGAAGAGUAUCACACGUGCAAUAUUUUAUAAUUUGGGUUAAGUUCACAUUUGAUUUAGAUGAUUUUGGUUGAGCAAGCUCAAUUGAGGUCAUAAAUAGUAUGCUAAUAAAAUUUCUUUUCAGAUUUAGAGUUAUUGUCGAGUGUUAUACAUCAAAAAUUUCAAAAUGACUUAAGUAUGAGUUUUGACGAACUUUGACUUCAUACCUUAAGACGAGACACAAUAUACCUUAAAAAAUGACACAUGUGAAUGUUAAAGGAAUCUUUGUUGAGAAUAUACGAUAAACAUCAAGUUUCAUCAAUCACUGACCUAUGCAUUGAUCAAAUAAGGAUUGACAAUUUUCAUUUAAUAGUUGAAUGUCUUUUAGACAAAUUAAAAUUUGAAGAUUAAGACGAUAAAUAAAUAUUUGUGUGUUAGUUGAGAUAUCUAAACAAAAAACUUUUAUAGUUACAAGCAUCUACAUCAAGGUAUUUGGUUAAAAUGAAGAAUCUCUAAUAAGGAUGAGUUUAAUAA